AUGGCCCCCCCUCGUACUGAAAAGAGCCAAUUGAAACGUCAAAGAGGUUCUCUGCCGGAAUCAGACCUGGAUGCAAAGAAGCCCCGUCGCUCUGAGAGGCUAUCUGUCGAUAAGACCCCGGUUUCACACAAGCAACACCUUCCCUCGCCCGUCACGAGGGACUCCGACGAGAUUUACAAAGAGCCUACUGCCACACCUCCUGAGGGACGCCCUAGCCAGGUUAACCACCGCGACAAGGAUGACAGCUCGCAGUCGCAAGCCCUCAACAACCUGUCCUCCCCGCCUCAGGAUACCCAGGCCUUCUCCCAAUACCCGGCCGACAACAAGGAUGUUCUCUCUGACGAGGUUGAGGACGAGGUGAAGGAGGGCGUGUGGGGUUACUUGUUUCCGCUCGAUACGAAGUAUGGCAAGUGCUUGGUCAUGAAGAAGAGGGCCGCUUGCCCUAUGCCAGAUAAGCUUGAGGGCAAGGAUGCUGGGCCCGCGAAUCUGAAGGGAAAGUCACCGCUGAAGAAGGAAGAGGAGGCCUAUGAGCGUACAAAGGUGAAAGGGGUUGCCUCGGGUGGCUACUUGAUCGGCCGUCAUCCGGAGUGCGACAUUGUUGUUGAGGACCCAGUUGUGUCGAACAGGCACUGCUUGAUUUUCACUGAAAACAAAGGUGGCGACACCGUAGCUAUCCUAGAGGAUCUGUCGAGCAACGGAACAUUCGUCAACGAAGCCAACGUAGGCCUUGAUCUCAUUGAUUCCAUGCUGGUAGUGGACCCUGAGCGGCGGUUCACGGUUGAUCAGUGCCUCAACCACCCUUGGAUGACGCAAAACCAGCCAGGCGUUAAUGACAGCACCGACGGCCUGGUAGGCGGCAUACAGGGCCUGGAGGUUCACCGGCGUGGUGUUACCCGGGAGAGAACGCUUCUCAGCUCACUAAAUUCCGUACAUGUUACCACUAGAGCUGCUGGCCAAGAAAACCAGAAGCCGGUAAAGAUUUACGCGAAAAAUACGACAAAGAAGACAGGACCUAAGGAGGCCGAUCCUGCUUCGAAGAGAAGCGUAGGUGAAUUUGUGGAGAUGGGCGGCAAAGGAGAUCAGCCCCUUUUUGGUGCCGAUGGCGACAGCAUUUAUUCGAAGGCAGAUAUCGCCGGCGAGAAAAACGGCAAGGAGAUAUAA
This is a messenger RNA of Colletotrichum truncatum, 1161 nucleotides long. The record is from RefSeq and is a predicted model, not a curated record. Lineage: Eukaryota; Fungi; Ascomycota; Sordariomycetes; Glomerellales; Glomerellaceae.